Molecule: messenger RNA, 4561 nt
Organism: Closterium sp. NIES-65
Lineage: Eukaryota; Viridiplantae; Streptophyta; Zygnematophyceae; Desmidiales; Closteriaceae
Source: the annotation of a GenBank genome assembly
GGACCACUUCCUCUCAGUCUGUCCAACCACUCUCACUGUUGACCUCCUCGAGAAGUCCCUCCUAGCGGCCGAGAAGAGCAUAGUCGCUCUAGGGGCCUCUCGUGGUGACCCGCGCACCCCCAUCUUUGAGGGGUGUUCUCCCCUCCCCCCUACUACCCUCUGUUGCCUCUGCUGCUGCGGCCGACCUCCUUGUCUUGAGUCGGUCGGUGCGGCGUCUGCCCCUAGCGAGAGACGCCGCUCUGGCAAGGGCAAGGGGGGCAGGGGCACUGGAGGGGCGAGCGGGGGCGGUGGAGGUGGAGGUGGAGGCGGCGGGGGGAGUGGGGGUGGCGGUGGGAGUGGUGGUGGGGGUGGAGUUGUCGGUGACGGCAGUGGAGGUGGAGGCGGCGGCGGCGGUGGCGGUGGGAGCGGAGGUGGCGGAGGUGGCGGCGGUGGAGGAGGCGGCGGAGGCGGCGGUAGUAGCGGAGGCGGCGGAGGCGGCGGAGGCGGCGGGGGUGGCGGUGGAGCUGGUCGCGGGUCUACGCAGAGUAGUGGCUCCGGUGGUGGUCCGCGCCAGCAGCAGCAGCGCGGUCGUGAGACCCUGUCCCCUCAGCAGCUCCGUGAGUGGUACACUGCACGCCAGCGGGGUGGGGGUUUUGGUCCGUGCACCUACGUCCUGCGCACCGGCGACCAUGCGGGUGAGCAGUGUGGGGGUGCGCACCCCACCCAGCGCUGCUUUGGUCGCCUGACGGACGCGUGGCGUCACCAGUUCCCGGAGGCCACAGAGAUCCCUCGCUGGGGCGAGCUGUCUCGGGCGGGUGUUGCCAUCUAUGAUCUUGAUUUUGAUGCUAUUCUUUCUGCCAUGUAUGCUGUGUCUAUUAGUGAUGAGGGUGACUGUUACCGGUGUUUCCCGCCCGAUCCGGGCAUUGAGACUGCUGCUCUAGGUACUGGUGAGGCGGCUGCCCUAGGUGCUUGCGACGCUGCUGCUCUAGGUGCUAGUGCGUCUACGUCCUCAGGUACUGGUGAGUCUGCGCUCUCAGGUACUACGUCGGCUUCGGCCUCCCUCACUUUCACCCUUGACUCUGGGGCUUCUCGCUCCUUCUUUCGGGACCGCACCACACUCACGCCGCUUAGUCGGCCCGUUGCGGUGUCUCUGGCUGACCCCUCUGGGGGUCCUGUCCUGUCUCACUUCUCCACGGUCCUCCCGUGUCCGGCGGCUCCCUCUGGCACCUUGUCUGGUCUCUACCUCCCCUCGUUCUCUACGAACCUGGUGAGUGGUGCUGACCUACAGGAUGGGGGAGUACACCAGUUCACUCCUGCGCGUCAGCGGGUGACCCACUGCACAGAGGCUAGCAAAGGCCGACACCUCGCUACGUUUACACGUCAGCUGGGGUCGAGCCUGUACACAUUGACCACUGCGUCUCCUCCAGUUGUUGAGUCUGGUAGGGUCACUGCGUCGGGUCAGGUGUUUGCUGCAGCGUCCAGGUCUGGUCAUGAGUCUGCCCCCUGUUCGUGUCGUCUCCUGUCUCACGAGACUCUCCUCUGGCACCACCGCCUUGGUCCCCCCUCUCUUCUUCGGCUCAGAGGCAUGGCCUCCCGUCUUCUUGUUUCUGGUCUCCCUCGGUCCCUCCCUCCCCUUCCUCAGGGCCCUGGCCCUACCUGUGUCCCCUGUGUCGAGGGGCGCCAGCGGGCUGCCCCUCACUCCUCCCAGUUUCCUCCGACAGAGACCCCGUUGCAGACGCUUCACAUGGACGUGUGGGGCCCAGCCCGCGUUCGUGGACAGGGUCACGAGCGCUUCUUCCUGCUCGUUGUUGACGACUACUCGUGUUACACCACAGUCUUCCCCUUGCGCAGCAAGGGUGAUGUCACUGAGACCUUCACGCUUCCGGACUCCCUGCAGCAAAAUGGGAUUGCUGAGCGCCGCAUUGGCAUGGUCAUGGACGUCGCUCGUACGUCUAUGAUGCAUGCGGCUGCUCCCCAUUCUCUGUGGCCGUUUGCGGUGAGGUACGCGGCGCAUCAGCUCAACCUACACCCCAGGGUCUCCAGGCCGGAGACCUCCCCAGCCUUGCUGUGGACGGGGAAGGUUGGCGAUGCGUCGGCGUUCCGGGUCUGGGGAUCUCGGGCGUUUGUCCGCGACUUGUCCGCGGACAAGCUGUCCCCUCGUGCUGCUCCUUGCGUCUUCCUGGGUUUCCCCCCUGACGCGCCUGGGUGUCGGUCCCCUACUACCGCCUCUUCCCCUACCGCACUCCGUCCCUCCCCCCGCCGCCGCUCUUCCUUGUACCAGGUCCCCCUCCAGGUAGACCCCCUCCCCCCUCAGGGUCCGUCCCCUUCAGGUGUGUCCCAGGUAGACGCAGUCGAGCCUGUCGAGGUCACUGGUGACUCUGGUGCUGCUGAGGGUGCUGAGCCUGGGGGUGCUGCGACUGGGGGUGCUGAGCCUGGGGAUGCUGAGCCUGGGGGUGCUGCGACUGGGGGUGCUGAGCCUGGGGGUGCUGAGCCUGGGGGUGCUGAGCCUUGGGGUGCUGAGCCUGGGGGUGCUGAGUCUGAGGGUGCUGCGCCUGGGGGUGCUGAGCCUGGGGGUGCUGAGCCUGGGGGUGCUGAGCCGGAGGGUGCUGAGCUUGGAGGAGUGCUGCUGGUACUGGAGGAUUCUUCGGCUGCUGAGGGUGCUGCUGUCGCGGGUCCCGGAGGUGCUCAUACUGGGAGUACUGGAGCUGCUGGGCCUGCGGGUUCGACUAGAGCUGGUGCUGCUGAGGGUGUUGGAGCUGAGACUACUACUGGCGGUCCUGCUGCGGGUACUCUUAGUGCUGCUGGCGGUUCUGGCGCUACUGGAGGUGCAGCUGGAGCGGGGGCUCCUGCUGGGGGUACUAGUGCUGUACCUGCUGUGUCUGGCGUCGCCGCGCCGCCUCGACCGUACUUCGUUCCACUCCUGCAGCAGCGUCAUGAGCCUGCGUCUCGCCCUUCGUCGCCUGUCCGUGCUGCUCGUGCUAGUGGUCGUGGUUCGUGUCAGCGUCCUCCUCCUGUCCUUGGCACGCACAGUAUGUCUCUGCGUCCGUCCACUGCUCCUCUGCGUGCCCCUUUGCCUUGUCCUCCUGGGUCCUCUCUUCCUGCUUUUGCCGGCCCGGAGUCGGACUCUCUUCGUUCUGCCAGUCCUACUGUCACGCGUCUCCUGGCUACUGCAGCUAUGGAUGCAGAGAUUGCUUCCUGGAAGUCCACAGGCACCUACGUUGACGCUGUUCCCCCUCCUGGGGCGAACAUCGUCAGUGAUAUGUGGAUCUUCAGGGUGAAGCAGCCGCCGGGUUCUCCGCCUAUCUUCAAGGCGCGUUACGUGGCUCGUGGCUUCAGUCAGCGGCAGGGAGUUGACUACUUUCAGACCUUCUCUCCCACCCCAAAGAUGACCACUCUUUGGGUACUGCUGCACGUUGCUGCUCACCGUGACUACGAGCUGCACUCUCUUGACUUCAGCACAGCUUUCUUGCAGGGCAGCCUGCACGAGGAGAUCUGGCUGCGCCGCCCACCUGGCUUCACUGGGUCUUUCCCUCCUGGUACUCAGUGGAGUCUCCGGCGUCCAGUCUACGGUCUCGGCCAGGCGCCCCGUAAGUGGCACGACACACUGAGGACUACGCUUGCGGCUCUUGGGUUUGCUCCUUCUACUGCCGACCCGUCGCUGUUUCUGCGCACCGACACCUCUCUGCCGCCGUUCUACAUCCUCGUGUACGUCGACGACUUGGUCUUUGCCACAGCUGACACUGCUGGACUCGCCUACGUGAAGUCCGAGCUGCAGAAGAGACACACGUGCACAGACCUGGGUGAACUGCGCAGCUACCUUGGCUUGCAGAUCACCCGGGACAGAGCACAGCGCACCAUUACUCUGACUCAGUCACACAUGGUGCAGCAGGUCCUUCAGCGCUUCGGCUUCACGUACUCCUCGCCUCAGGCCACUCCUCUGCCUACUCGCCACUCGCUCUCAGCUCUGCCUUCGGAUGAGUCCGUAGAGUCGAGUGGCCCGUAUCCAGAGCUUAUUGGCUGCCUCAUGUACCUGAUGACCUGCACACAACCUGACCUUGCAUACCCUCUUAGCAUUCUCGCACGCUAUGUUGCUCCUGGUAGACACCGACCAGAGCACAUGGCUGCAGCGAAGAGGGUGUUGCGCUACUUGUGCAGUACGUCGGGCAUGGGGCUAGUGCUUGGAGGGCGGAGUCCAGUGGUCCUCACUGGGCACGCGGACGCUUCUUGGGCUGACGACCAGGCUACGCAGCGGUCGUCGCAGGGCUACACCUUCAGCCUUGGUUUCGGCUCUGUUUCGUGGCGGGCUACUCGCUCGUCUUCUGUUCUCGGCUCCAGUUGUGAGGCUGAGAUCUACGCCGGGGCCAUGGCUGCACAGGAGCUUCGCUGGCUCACCUACCUGCUGACCGACCUUGGAGAGCCACCUCGUUCUCCUCCAGUCUUGUACGUAGACAACAAGGCCAUGCUGGCCUUGUGUCGAGAGCAGAGACUGGAGCACAGAACAAAGCACAUUGCUCUUCGCUACUUUCUUGCUCGUGAGCUACAGCAGCAUGGUCAGUUGCGGCUUGACGUAUGUGGCCUCUGA